UUCCAUCUCUAGUGAGGUGCCUCACAUCUCAAGCUUGUGGAUAUGUAGGUGGGAGGAAGGGAGAUUUGUUUAUUUUUCGGAAGGAAAUUGCUCCAAUUUUCCCAAGACUGCUUCCAAGUAAUUUUAAUUUCCUAAAGGUCAGCAAUGUCGAAGCCACAAUAUCAAAAUAUUCAAUAUACUCGCGUCAUGAAUUUCAAGUAUAAAUCCAAAUAUAAACGGUUAAAGCGGCAGAUAAAGAAUUUCGUUUUUGAAAAUGCAGCGCUUUGUGAUGAAGUUGCACAGGUACAGGCUGAUUUGGCAAUAGCACGCGAAGAGCGCCGCUACUUAAUAAAACGCCUUAUGCGCCACGAGGGCGUCGAAAAUCUAGACCAACAGGAGCAAAUAGAGCAAGAAGCCAAUAUGCAGCCAACGAAAAACACGGUCAAGUUAGUGAAUGCAGUACCUAAGAAACGUGGUCCAAAGAAGCGUUUACAACCGCCACAGGGUCAAGAAAAGAUCGAUAAACGAUACAAGCCACGCGACAAAGUGACAUUGGACUCCAGUGGCAAACCAAUGUACCCCAUCAAUUUAUGCAAUAUACUUGUACAUUCACCUGGCGAGAUUAUACCUAUAAAUCCGAAUUUUCAUACGUCGAAUUGGAUCUAUCCCGUUGGCUAUGUGGCCACACGAAUAUACGCGCACCCUAAAGAUCCGCAGCGGAAAUGUGUAUACACAUGCAAAAUACUUAAUAACGCUGGCAUGCCUCAGUUCCAAAUUAUACCCGACAACGAUCUGGAUAGUGUUUUCUUUGGCGAAUCGGCAAAUAUUUGCCAUAAAGGACUGCUGGAAACCUUGCAAGGCAGUUUAAUCGAUGUCGUGCAGUUGCCACUGCAAGUACAAGGUGAAAAAUUUUUUGGCCUUGCCAAUCCGACUGUGAAAUCCCUGCUACAGAUGGAUCCAGGUUUUUCACAAUGCGCUAAUUUCAAAGGAUUUAUUGAGGAUACAGAUACCAACGGCAGCGAAAAAUUGUCUUUACUUGAGGAUAAGGAUCCCACAAUGAGUUUCGAUGCAUUACAAACAUUGAUUGCCGUAUCCACAUAUCACAACAUGCCCGAAGUGAAGGAUGAGCCACCGGACGAACUGCUGGAUUUUAAGUAAUUCAAACAGCAUUUUUUAAAAAAAGUUGAUUGCAAUUUAUUCAAAUUAUUAUUAGCGCGUUUCAAUACGUAUUUGUGUACAUAUGUAUAUACGAGUACUUAUAUAAAACGUGCGACAGUAAAAAAUUGUCCGAUUCAUUUGUUACGACAUACAUUGAAAACUUUAUAUCUAAUUUGCGAAAAUAUGCUUUUAAAUAUAUAAAGAAUAAGCAUCUACAAAAUGUA
Messenger RNA from Rhagoletis pomonella (apple maggot), 1361 nucleotides. RefSeq names its product transforming growth factor beta regulator 1. The coding region runs from base 145 to 1137 and encodes 330 amino acids. Gene Ontology annotation, cellular component: nucleus. The record is from RefSeq and is a predicted model, not a curated record. Lineage: Eukaryota; Metazoa; Arthropoda; Insecta; Diptera; Tephritidae. The transcript has 2 exons. Gene Ontology annotation, biological process: regulation of cell cycle.